AUGACAGUGAGAGAAAAGGGGGAGGAUGUGGUGGUCGCCGUGGAAGGCGAGCGCUAUGAUGUACACGUCAAGGAGAGGAAGCUCUAUGCUGUCUAUUGGGAUCAAGCUCCUGCAGAGGUUCGCCGCUGUACCUGGUUUUACAAAGGAGAUAAGGACACAAGAUUCCUGCCUUACUCUGAGGAAUUCAGCCAAAGUCUGGAGGAAGCCUAUAUGAUAGCAGUGACCUUAGAUGAAUGGAAAAAGAAACUAGACUUUCCCACUGGAGAGACUGUCAUCUUGCACAACCCUAAGCUGAUAAUGCAUUAUCAGCCAUUUGGAAUGCAGGAUGAUUGGGUGUCCUCUCCGUCAGAGCAGACACGGCCUCGCACAGUCAAGAGGGGGGUAGAAAAUAUCUUUGUAGAAAUACCAGAUGGUGAACCGGAGAAAGUGGAUCACUUGGUCUUCAUGGUCCACGGCAUUGGUCCUGCAUGUGAUUUACGCUUUAGAUCCAUUAUACAGUGUGUAAAUGACUUCAGGAGUGUUUCGCUGUCGCUCCUGGCCACCCACUACAAGCGUUCUCAGCAGGAAGGCCAUGUCGGUCGAGUUGAAUUCCUUCCCGUCAACUGGCACAGUGCUCUGCAUGGUGACGCCACCGGUGUGGAUGAGGACAUCCAGAGGAUCACUCUACCUAGCAUCAGCCGCCUCAGGCAUUUCACCAAUGAUACUCUGCUGGACUUAUUUUUCUACAACAGCCCCACCUACUGCCAGACCAUAGUGGACACAGUGGCCUCAGAAAUUAACCGGCUGUAUGCCCUGUUUAAGCAGAGACACCCUGAGUUCCAUGGAGCAGUUUCAGUAGUAGGACAUAGCUUGGGUUCUCUGAUUCUGUUCGACCUGCUAACCAAUCAGAAGGAUGGAUCCAAACCAGGAAGAGUAUCUUCGGGUGAACAGUCUUCUUUUAACAGCGAUACAUUGGAGCAGACUCUGACAAAACUGGGCCUCCAACAGUACCUGGGAACACUCCUGGCAGAAAAUGUCGACAUGGAAGCACUGGCUCUCUGCCAAGACAGUGAUCUUAGAGAUUUAGGAAUUCCUCUCGGACCUCGAAAGAAGAUUUUACACUACAUCAAAAAGAAGAGGCUUCCACAGGACUGUAAGGCAGCAGCGGGGAAUCAGACCUCUGAGUCUGCUCCACCUCAAGUGACCAGUGAGGGUAACCAGCCCUCAGGACCAGAAGCACAGCAACCCCUCUUCCACAGAGAGCCUUCUAUCACCAGCGCUGUGGACUAUGAAUACUUCGAUGUUGGCAUCGGACAGGUGUCCGUCGAUUACCCUCAGCUGGCGUUUUACCCUCAGACGUUCUUUGCUUUUGGUUCUCCGAUCGGAAUGUUCCUGACUGUACGAGGACUGAAACGCAUUGAUCCAAACUACUCAUUCCCAACCUGCAAGAGUUUUUAUAACAUCUACCAUCCAUACGACCCAGUUGCCUAUCGGAUCGAGCCCAUGAUUGUUUCGGAGGUGGAUCUGGAGCCAAUGCUUAUACCCCACCACAAAGGCCGAAAGAGGAUGCAUCUUGAAUUGAAAGACAGCUUAACCAGAAUGAGUAUGGAUUUAAAGAACAAUGUUUUGGGAUCAUUGCGGACAGCUUGGCUGUCCUUCACCAGACUACCAGUUGCAGCACUGCCCCCAGUGGAUGAGCGAGAAACUACGAAUGACACAACCCCACAGGAAGAACAAGGGAUCUACACAGAAGCUGAAUGUUCAGGGUCAGCAGAGCAGACUGAUCAGCCUGAGAUAGAAAUGGGGAUGCUGAACGGGGGACGCAGGAUUGACUAUGUGCUCCAGGAAAAACCUAUUGAGAGCUUCAAUGAAUACUUGUUUGCCAUCCAGUCUCACCUCUGUUACUGGGAAUCUGAGGACACGGCUCUACUGCUGCUGAAGGAGAUUUACGACAAGCUUGGUGUUGCUUUCGAACAGCCACAGCAGUAACAAAUUAGUGUGAAUGUAUUUAUGCUUUCUUUAUCCGUUAUCUGGAAGUGAAGGAAAACUGAUGGAGACAGAAACUAAACAGACAAUCCUCUCCAGAAUGCCUUACUGUCUGUUUUUUUUUUUUUUUUUUUUUUUUCCAACUGCUGCCUGGUUGGUUUGGUGCAUCCAGGUAGUCUUGGUUUAUGUGUUUGUCAAAGCAUGAUUUUGGAAAUGUUGGCUCUUCAGCCAUUUCUACAAUCCAAAUGUUUGAGUUGGGUUCUAAUAUUUCCUGAAGACCCGCAUCGAAGCACCUUUUUGAUGAGAUGUUAUCAUUUCUUGGCACUUUCAUAGUAAACAUGACGUCAUGAAAGGUUAUGAUUAUAAUUAUUAAACGCACAAUGUAUAAGAGGGUAAUUAGUUUUCAGCUGCCAUAUAUUUCAAGUUAGAAGAAAAAAAGGUUAGUUUUUUUUAAACUUCACCUUUAUUUAAUGUUGUAGCAUAUAUUGACAGACAUAAGCUAUUGUCCCAAAAGAAACAGGUGAGGGUUUUGAUUUCUGUUACAAGUAUUAUUUUUGGCAGCUAUUUAUUUUCCUUUUGUAAUAAAAAGGCUUUAAACAAAAAGCUGCCACACUUGUACUUCAGUUAUAUAGUUAUGUGAGCUUCCCUCAUUUCCUUUAAUUCAACAUAUUGUGUUAUGUUGUUUGAUUACAUUUGUAUUUAAUUAUUCAUGCACCUGUCGUAUCAAUCCAAAUAAUGAGUUGAUGCCAUGGGAAAAGUUGGCUUUUUAAGAGGCAGCAGGAUUGUCUUUUCAUUAGGUUUGUAUGUAUGCAACAUAUCUUUUUUGUAUUUACUACAAAGUAUUUAUAGAUUUGACCUUCUUCAUCAAUACGUCACCAAAGACAGAAACACUUUUUUAUCCCUACCAGCACUCUAUACAUAAAAUGUGUGUUUGUGUGUGUGAAAUACCCAAAAUAGGCCCAUUUCUCUGUCAUCCUUUGUCCUCAUGUAUAAAUUAUCUUUCCUGUCUGUACCGCAUGCAUUUGUGUUUGUUUAGAGAUUCUCUGCAUAUUUAAGUCCAUGAUUUCAGUUCUUUUUAGGCAACAAACUAUAAAACAAUUUUUAUAUAUUUUAUUAUUUAGAAAGCAAAAUGUUAACUUCCGUUGUCGCUUUAUUUUAAAGGGAAUUACAGGUAU
Cyprinodon tularosa is the source of this 3140-nucleotide messenger RNA. RefSeq names its product phospholipase DDHD2-like. The transcript is spliced from 16 exons. The coding region runs from base 1 to 1968 and encodes 655 amino acids. The record is from RefSeq and is a predicted model, not a curated record. Gene Ontology annotation, cellular component: COPII-coated ER to Golgi transport vesicle. Gene Ontology annotation, molecular function: triacylglycerol lipase activity; protein binding; metal ion binding. Lineage: Eukaryota; Metazoa; Chordata; Actinopteri; Cyprinodontiformes; Cyprinodontidae.